This is a messenger RNA of Striga asiatica, 990 nucleotides long. The record is from the annotation of a GenBank genome assembly. Lineage: Eukaryota; Viridiplantae; Streptophyta; Magnoliopsida; Lamiales; Orobanchaceae.
AUCCCCUCCCUUGACUACACCACCCCGAUCGACGAGAUUCCCCUCGUCGUCGCCCAGCUCACCCGCUUCCGGUGCGGCGGCGCCGCCCUCGGCCUCGGCAUCUCCCACGUCAUGGCCGACGGCCCCAGCGCCCUCCACUUCGUCGACGAAUGGGCAAAGAUCUCCCGCGCCGCCGCCGAGGCGGUGGCCCCGCCGUUCCUCGACCGCCGCGUCCUCGAAUCUGCCGAGCCGCCCUCCUCCGCCUUCGACGCCACCGCGCUCCGCCCCCCGCCGACGCUCCUCGGCGAGGCCGACCCCCUUGCCCAAAAAUCGAAGCCGAUCGCCGCCUCCCUUCUCCGCCUCACCCGCCUCCAGAUCGAAAGCCUCCGGAACCAGGCCUCUGCCGCCGCCUCCGGCGGCGACGUCGGCCGUGGCUUCAGUCGAUUCGAGGCGGUUGCCGCCCACAUCUGGCGUUGCACGAGCAAGGCCCGCGGCCACGCCGCCGAUCAACCGACGAGCCUCCACUUCGUGGCGGACUUUCGCAGCAAAAUGAAUCCGCCGUUACCCAAAAACUACUUUGGCAACGCCUUGAUCCGCGUAGAAGCCACCGAUAAAUCCGGCAGCCUGCUGUCCGGCUCAUUGGGGGCCGCCUGCCGGAAAAUCCGGGAGGCCGUCGGGAAGGUGACGGACGAGUCGGUCCGGAGUUACCUGGAUUUCUUGAAGGGCCUGCCGGAUGUGGGCCGGUUCAGGACUCUGGACAAUAACGGCCGGCCCAAGGGGGAUUUCUACGGGAACCCCAACCUGGCGAUUAUAAGCUGGACGGGCCUGCCGCUCUAUGGGGCCGACUUCGGGUGGGGUAAGGAGAUACAUAUGGGCCCGGGCCCAAUGGGCUUUGACGGCAAGACGUUCAUUAUACCCAGCCGUGACGGGGAUGGGUCCUUCAACAUCGCGAUAUGGCUGCAGGAGGAGUACAUGGCCGCCUUUAAGAAAUGCUUCUAUGAUGACAUUUGA